Cylas formicarius (sweet potato weevil) is the source of this 1666-nucleotide messenger RNA. RefSeq names its product protein yellow-like. The coding region runs from base 192 to 1628 and encodes 478 amino acids. The record is from RefSeq and is a predicted model, not a curated record. The transcript is spliced from 5 exons. Gene Ontology annotation, cellular component: extracellular region. Lineage: Eukaryota; Metazoa; Arthropoda; Insecta; Coleoptera; Brentidae.
ACCGGACCGUGGCGAAGAAAAGCCACAACUGGACCGAUAAACACUCGGCGUGUUCGAUUUUUAUUCUUUUUAAUUUAUUUCUUGCCACUGAACGCGUGUUAAAGUCAACAUCGUUGCGUUAUGAAAUGCGUCGCGUAGGAGAGAUUCAGAUACGCUUUGAUGUGAUUUUCCGGGGACCAUGACCAACGACCAUGGCAGUGGAUAACUGGUUCCAAACCUGGCAUCCCCCUGAUAGCAUUUUUCAGCAAUCACCUUUCUUCGAUACGCUCGGAAACGAGAACUUCACCGUUAAACAGGAUCGGAUUCGAGUUAAAACCAAGAGACCGGAGUCCUUCUUACCGCUCUUGCUGUCGCUGGGAUUGAUGCAACCAUCGAUAACAGAGAAAAAAAUCAAUCAGCCUUUAGAACUCACGGGUCCGUUCAAAACAUGGUACCGAUGGAAGACGUUGGACCUGGACUAUCCUUCGGAUGAGGCCCGGUCUCGUGCAGUAGCGUACGACGAGUUUAUCCCCGAAAAUAACCUGCCUCUAGGAUUGGAGACUUACGGGGAUCGGAUAUUCCUGUCAAUGCCCAAAUGGAAGCCGGGGGUACCGGUGACCUUGGCCACGGUGCCAAGACUAGCCGUGGAAGAGUCUCCCAAGCUGGUGCCGUAUCCAAAUUGGGAUUGGCACUCGGAAAAAACCUGCGAUGUCAUAACGUCGGUAUUUCGAAUGCAAGCCGACCACUGCGGAAGACUGUGGGUCUUAGACUCGGGCACCAUAGAAGUCACCAUAGACGCUAAGCAACAUUGCCCUCCGAAACUGCUCAUAUUCGACCUCCGCACCGACGAACUGAUCGAGAAAUACGUUUUCCCGGACGAGUUCAUCAAAGAGGACGGACUGUACUCCAACAUAGUACUCGAUUUCAGAGACGGCGACUGCGACAACAUCUACGCCUAUAUGACUGACGUGUGGAGGUACGGCAUCGUCGUGUUCAACCUAGAAACCAAGGACGCUUGGAGGGUGACCCAUCCCUACUUCUAUCCUGAUCCGUUCGCCGCAACCUACAGACUGCACCACCUGGAGUUCCAUUGGAUGGACGGGAUUUUUGGUGCGGCCCUGAGCCCCGCCCGGCACCCGUUCGACGACAGAACUCUGUACUUCCAUCCGAUGUCCAGUUUUCGAGAGUUUUACGUGAAAACGUCCGUACUGCAAGACGAACACCGCUGGCAAGAGGACAAACACCAGUUCAAGGUAUUCGGUCAGAGCAGGGGCGCAAAAGGCCACGUGUCCGGUUCAGUUAUGGACAGGAAUGGCGUCCUCUUCUACAAUCUAGUCACCAAGGACACCAUAGGGUGCUGGAACUCGCGGAAGCCUUACAAAAGGGAGAACCUGGGCGUGGUGGCGACCAGUCGGCAGACUUUGGUGUUCCCCAACGACAUCAGGCUCGAUCAGGAAGAGAGACAGAGCAUUUGGAUAGUCACCAACAGGCUGCCUUACUAUUUGAUCGAGGGACUCGACACCAGCAGGAUCAAUUUCAGGGUGAUGUCGGCCUACACCGACGAAGCAGUCAGGGGUACCAUCUGCGACACCGACAUUAACCGGAACGACACCUACGUACCUUUCGAAGGCGAAAACGAUUGUUACUGAAUGCCGUAAAAAUAAAUUUUUCUAUUUUUUUGAAAAAA